AUGUUUGCAUACAUGAACAUUGUAAGUUUUAUGCGAAACGCGCGCUAUUCAGAUUAACGUACAUUCACAAAAUUCGAAUUUCCGUAUAGUAUUACGGUCGAUAUCAUAUUAUACUGCCGAGUUCAUAAAAUAACACUAAUAUUCGGCCGGAACUCGAUACCAUGUGGACCAUUUCAGCUAUGAUGUUUUAAAGGACGAGUUUCUUUUUUUUAACAUCGUCUAUCAUACGAUUAUUAAAUAGAUUAUUUUUUUUCUCAGUUAAACAAUGUAGCGUACGCCUUACCGACGACGAAAACCGAACUGUAUAUUUACGCCUUUGUCGUACUAUCCGUCAUACUGUGGUGCCGUAUGAGAUGGGUGCACAGACAAUUUUAUCGUCUCGAGCACAAGAUUAAAGGCCCGCCGUCGUAUCCGCUUAAAGGGUCAAUUUUCGAUCUGAGCACGACUCCCGAGAGUAAGCUAAUUAGAAAAAUAAACGUUAUGAUACGAGACAUUUUGGUUUUCCGGCCUCGCAUCCCCGUAUCCCUUUUUGUACUCAAUAUUAUUCGUGAAAAAUUACGUGCCGUUUCAGAAAUGUUGGACAAACUCAAAGAAUCGGCAGUGAAAAACGAAUACGAACCAGUAAAGUUGUGGGUAGGACCAUUCCUUUUCAUCGGCGUCUACAAACCGGAAGACGUACAAGUAAAUCGAUAUAGCCGUCCCUCAUAUCAUUUUCAUAACGCUUUUUCAACAAUCACUAUGAAGAAUAUAUAAACAUCGUACGUUUUACGUUGUGGUUGCAGAUCGUAUUAAACAGUUCCAGCGCACUCGAAAAAGGCAUUAUAUACCACAUCUUCCGGUACGCAUUCGGCGAAGGUUUGUUCACUGCUUCAAGUAAGUUUUCUCGCAUUUUUACAAUUUUAGAAAAAAAAUUAAUAAUAUAAUAAUAUUAGUAGUGGUACAUAAAUUCGGGGACUGGGCUGGAUUUUUAAAAUCUAAUUUAUGUACCUAACAUCUGAAAAUAUUUAACAGAAAUUAUAAAAUUAUAUUAUAAGAAAAUUUUCCAUUUUUGAGAAGUUUAAAACCACAAUAGAGUAGAAUAGUUUUGAUUUGUUGAUUAUUGAGUGUUUCAUAUUUUCCAUUUGAGAAACUUUUUACAUAUCCAUCUGGUAAAAUCAAACUAUAAUCAUCAUCUAAACUAAUACUUAACUUAGGACUGUAUUUUGUUUUUAUAAUCCUAAAAUUAUCACAUGUGUAUUUUUACCCUAGUCUAGAUCAGCAACUUUAAUGAAUUCCUUAAGGUGUUACCAUUUAAUUUUUUCUUAAUAGCUUCCAUUCAUUUAUUAUAGAAAAUAUUUUUUUAAAUUAAAGUUCAAAAUUAAAAAAAAAAAAAAAAAUAGAAAAUAAAAUAUAAAACAAACUUGUAAUAGUUUUCCCGAUUCCAAUCGCAUACACGGUAGCCACCGAUUUUUUCCCUUCCUCUUUUUUCAUAUAUUUUUUAUACACGAUUGGAUUGGAAUAACUAUUGUCCUAAUGUUCUGAACUAUAUAUCUAUCACAUAUGGUCACACGAAUAUAGAUUCCAGUUGCACAUAAAGUUAUUACCACGGGAAAGCUAUUAACUUACCAAAUCGUCCAACAACACAACACGAAUAAGAGUUACAAUCAUAAAAUAGAUGUGGUAUUAUAAAACGAUAAGUUGAAAAACUUACGGAUAUUAUAUCACGCCAGAGGCUGAAUAUUUUUUGCAAAUAUUAUAUGGUUUAAUAAGAGGUUCGAACCUAUUAUCUAUUGAAUUGAAAUAUUUACCACAAGACCAGAACAAUAGGAUAUUAAAGCAGUGGUGGCCAAACUACGGUCCGCGGGCCAAUUCCGGGCCGCCAUAAUUUAUUAUUUGGCCAGCGAAAGUAUUCUACAUUACAGCACUAAUUUGCGUAGCCAUAAUAUUUUACAUUCAUAUUAAAAAAAAAAAAAAUCAAAAAAUACAGUAUAUAUUCUUCAUAUUUAAAAUAAUGUAUUAAAAUAUAAAUAAAUAUUUCCUAGUUUCUUAUUGCUCAUCGGCAUUUACAUUGUUAAUCGGAUAUAUGAAAAUUGCUCAUAUUCUAGAACAGAUUCGAAAUCCCGUAUCGUUAUGCUGUAGCGUUUUUGUUGUUACGUCAUUUAAUAAUAUAAAAAAUAUUAUCGUAUCAUCAAUUAGUCAUAAAAUUGUUUUGUACGAGCACGACGGCUAUAAUAUUAGAUAAUAUUGAUACAAGCACACAGCCAUUAUUCGUUUGCCGUCAGGACGUGACUCGGAAAAUCGACUCGGAACAUCGUAUUUUUAAAAACCAGUGGGAAUUACUUUUUUUUAUAAAAUGGUAAAAUAAAGGCAUGUGUAUAAUAAAUAGAGAAACUAUUUCAAUUUUAAAAAUAUAAUACAAAAAUACACUAUGAAACUAAACAAAGAGACAAAUUUAAAAAUCUAGUAAGAACAGAAAGAGUAGACAAAUUUAAUUUGUUAAAAAAAAUAUCACAAUUUUCAAUAAAACAAAACGUGUCUUUUUUCCGUGCAAGUUAUCGGGUCACUCAGUUAAUAGCCAAAGAAGUGAUAUGUGAAAAAGUGUAUGCUACAUGUUAUUGAUGAAAUGUAUCCUGAGAAAAACAUGUUUGUUUGAACAAGUUAGUCUGUUAUGCCAAGCAAUAACUAGAAGAAUAGAAGAUCUUGAACUUAAUUUUUUUGAAUAUAAUGAAUAAUAUAAGUAUUAUUACCAAAUUUCAAGUCUCUAUGUGUAUUUAUAACCGAAUUACAGCAAAAAAACUAGCAAAAAUUAAAAUUCCUUAAAAGCUCAAGAGUGGCAAUUGUUGGCGGUAAUACCGUAAGAAAUUUAAUCAAAAAAAGCAACAAAAAAGGUAUCUUGUGAUUUUUCGAUUAAAUAAUUUUUUCUGUUAGAAAACGUCGUCUAUGAUUUUAUAAAAUAAUGAAAUCGUGAAAUUUUACGUUACCCUGCGUUUUUUCCCUACUUAGGUGGUUUUAUUUAAAAAAUGGCGUUGAAAACCAAAACAUGACUUAAAAAGUACCAUCUAAACAACUUUAAAUUUUAGAAAAGUUACCACACGUAAAAAUCGGAGCAAGUUUACUAAGAAAAAACGUGUCUACAGACUAGAACAAUGAAGAAGAAAAAAAAUAAAAAAAUAAACAGCAUUGUAAAACCAAUAGCCCCUCGCUACGCUCGGAAUCUUAAAUGUGAAAUAAAGACUAAUGCUAUUUCUGAAUUUAUUUACACUAAAUACUAAAAAUCGAUUAUUGGGUAGUCUAAUUUUGAGAUUUUUUGAGUUUGAAUCGCGAAGCGAGAAAUCAUUAUAGCUCAAUUCUGUUUUCACCCACCCUUACUAAAGCUUAAACGAUCUUUUAGAACAUGUGAUCAAAUUUUGUCUUAAGGAAUUAUUAAGGGGUUUUGGAUUCUACUGGAUCGAUUGCGUUCAAAUAUAACAUAUACCUUCAAAAUACAAUCUUUCUUAACAUAUAGAAAUUUGGUUAAAUUACAAAAAAAAUAAAUAAAUUUAUUAACAAUACAAAUUGUAAUGUUAUAUUAUAAGUAGGUAUGUUAUAAUUUUAAUAACACAAAAAAUAUUAUUAGUUAUAUGUGUAUUUGGUUUGAACAGACUAUAAGCUACUUAACUACUAUCGAUUUUCAUGCAAUGCUUAUCUGUUGUACACACAAUACGUAAUAUAUUAUAGAAUCGAAUCCUUUAAUUUAGAUAACAACAAUAAUAAUAUGUAUUUUUUAAAGAUAGUUAUCUAUUCCUAGGUCAAUGUUUAUGUGAAAAUAGUUUUUAAAAUAUUAUUAAAUUAAAGUAUGUGAACGGACAUCAGGGAAUAAUAAUCUAACUCUAAUUUCUGUUAAAUAUUUUCAGAUGUUAGGUACUUAAAUUAUAUUUUAAAAAUCUAUCCAGCACCCGCAGCCGCUAUAUAUGUUUAAAAAAAAAACACAUACAAUCAUAUAUAUUUUGAUAAUAUCCAUAUAAUACUAUAUUUUAUUUCAAUAAAGAUUUUAGACUAAUAAAUAAUAGGGCGAAUUUAAAAUGAUUUAAUUAUUUAAAUAUUUUAUUAAUUCAUAAAUAUUUAAUAACUUUAUCGCAAUACGUAUUUUAUCUAUGCGAAGUUUUGGUAACGAUUUGGCAUGCUACGUGGCUACAAACAAGUUUUAUAAGAUUACAAUUUUUUUUUUUUUUUUUUUACUUUUCCACCAGUGCUCAAAAUGGAAAAUAAUAUUUUGAACCGUAACACAUUUUUUUUUUUUUUUAAAUACUUAUACAUUAAUAAAUUAUUAAACAGUAAGUGUGUAUGAUAUAUGGACAGCAAUGAUAAAAUGAACAAGAAUUGCGUUGCCGUUCGUUUCGAGCCCUGAAUUAAGCACAUCCUCGGACACAAACAAAACAUAAAAUUGAAUUACAUUUCUAUAGAUAUACUGCAAUGUUGCUAUAGAUUAUUACGUAUCAAAUUACACAUAAUUUGGGUAACGAUUUGGACUGGUUUUUUGAAACCAUAAUAACAGUUAUGCUAUAAAUUGAUGGAAUAGUAUUUAUUUUAAAUAUUGUAAUAUUAAAUAUUUGUAUUCACGAAGGAUUAAUAAAUAAAAUGAGUGGGGACAUUGAGUUUAAAUAUUCGUUUUUGUAAUUCAUAAAGUUUUAUCUAUAUUUUAUUGAAGGAUAGGGGUGAACGAUAUGUUUUGUCCUCCUAUGAUUUGAAUGGUGAGAGGGAGGGGAGGGAGUUAUCUGGUCCGGUGCCACAAAAAUAUAUAAAACUAUUAAUUUACAGUGAACAAAUGGAAAAAACACCGUCGCAUCAUAGCCACGAUAUUCAACACGAAAUUUCUGGAUCAGUUGUAUCCGAUUUUCAACGAGAAUAAUAAAAAACUGAUCGAAGUCCUUUCGAAACACACCAACGACACGCAGCCGUUCGAUGUUUGGGAUUACAUUAUAUCGUGUGAUCUGAACAAUAUAAGCCGUAAGUCCGAAAACGUAUUUAUAACGUACUGAAUAAUGAUUAUAGAAUUUUAACGAAUGUUAAUUUAAUACCACUUGUUGAUUCUAUAGAGUUCGCUUUGGAUUACGAUCGUAUCGAUAAACAAACGUUGGCCGAAUACACGCUUGCCAUGAAAAAGUAAAACAUUCGAUUAUUUGGGAUUAAAAUGAUGGGAUACCCAUGGGAUAUGGUAAACUGCGGCAAAAAUUUUCUUUUUCUAAGUCGAUAUGUAAACCGCAGCAAAAACAAAUUUAACAUUAUACAAAAUGCGCCAAUUUACUUUAUAUACUUCAGGGUGGUCCUUAUUUUCAACUCUUAAAUUUUGUUUACAGUACCAUUUAAUAUUGUUUUAUAUAACAAAUGAAAAAUAUUGGUAAAAUUUGGUAUUGGUUACUGAACCUUUUCCAUGCCUCUAGGGUGUUAAAAAAUGGCCAAAGAGGGCAAAUUUAUGGUUUUUUAUAUUUAAGUCAAAAAGUAUAGCACUUGGCAAACAAAUAGAUAUGAGCUUUUAUGUAUAGCAUAUAAUUUUCUAAAAAUUAAAGAUUUCCCGAGAAAAAAAGUAAAAAAAAAAAUAUUUUAAUUUAUUUGGAGAAAUUUAUAUAUUACGGUUUUUUAAAAUUAUUUUUGGUUUUAAUCUGUUGCUAAUACAUUUUCCUUGUAGCUCGGGUACUUUUUACGAUAUUCUUGAAUAACCUAUAUAACAUACAAAAUUUGAAUUAAUGUAGUAUAUAUUAUAUAUGUAAUACGUAUAAUGUAUAUACCGAUACGAUAAACAGAAAUCUAUUAAAGUAGUAGAGUAAAUCCAAAUUUAUUUUUACAUAGGUACUAAAUAUUGGUUGCUUUACUUGUGAUGAUACUACUUAGACAUCAGUAGACGAAGGUAUAUCAUAGGAAUAAGUGUCAUAUCGUAACAUGGAAUUUGCGACAAUUUUUAGCCAGAAUGGUAAACGAAUAAUAGUUUUAAAUAGUUUUAAAUUUAAAUUUAGAUACGAAUCGAAAAAAAAAAAGUGGUUUUAAAACAUGGGUUUAUAUGAUAGUAGUUUUUAUUACUAUUUAUAUAGUAAUGUUUUUUUCUAUUUCAUAGUUUUAAAAUCUGUUUUUUUUUUUUUUUUUAAUUUACCCAUGUACUCUAAAAAACUCCAAUUGACUAUGUGAGCACCAAAAAAAUAAAAUGAAAAUGUGUUUCGUUAGUCAUUACUUGGUUAUGUGUGUAAUGACGAGGAACGCCAUAGAGUCUAAAAUAUAGGUCUAUGGCAUAGACCUAUAUUCUAUAAUAAUACGUACAUGUUACAAGAUAGUGUACAAACGUUAUCGAUCAUUGAUCAUCUUAUCGGUAUAUAUAUUAUAAUAUAUAUGUUAUGGGUAAAGUAAGUCGGGCACUGUGCACAAUGCACAAUUUUCGAGGAUAAAGUUGGAAUAAGUUUACAUUGUUUAGGUUAUUGUAUACAGUGCCCAAUUAUAUUUGGUCAUUGUACAUUAAAAAUUGAUUUUUUUAUAUUAUUAUUUUCGGAAAAUGUUAUGAUAGUAGAAUUCUGUAGAAUUUAUUUUUGUGAAAAUUUUAAUGUGUAAUAAUAAUAAUCCGAUGAUAUCACAUUUAUAUCCGAUGAAUAAUUUCCAUGAUUUUAGACAUAAUUGUUGUAUAUCUACAACCGUGAUAGUUUCUAAGUAACAGCCGUUUUAAAUUCUACUAAUCCGUGUGAAAACCGAUGUUAUAUAGAAAACUUAACCGCGUAAAGGUAUUUACACACUGCAGCGGUAAUGGUUGGCCGUAGCGGCGGCGACAUGUUAAACUGCCGCUGUGUUCACACUGCUGCGGUGGCGGUAGCUGUUUACUAUGUAUUUAUAAUUUUAAUAUUUAUUUAUAUUAUAUUAUUUAUUUACCUAUACCCAUAAAAUUAUGAAAAAAUAUUAAAAAAACCGCCAGCGGCAACGGUAAAAUUCGGUCAUGUAGCAAUUUUUAUCGCGAUAUUUACCGCGGCCGUUUUACUCCAAAAAGAAUACACGAGAUCUAUUAAACCGCUACUGCUACCGCGAUAAAAUCGGUUGACAGAUUUCACACGGAUUAGUAGAAUUUAAAAUAGCUGUUACUUAGAAACUAUUCAUCGGAUAUAAAUUUGUGAUACAUUAAAAUUUUCAGAAAAAUAGAUUUUAUAGAAUAGCUAUCUUAACAUUUUCCGAAAAUAAUAAAGUAAAAAGUUAUUUUUUUAAUUUUUUUAAUAAAAAAAAAAUUUAAUUCAAAUAUAAAUGUUGGUAGUCCUCAUUCCUGUGAGUAAUAAAAAAAAACAUAAUCUGAUUAUUAUCUCCGAAGAUAUUCAAGGCAUAAAUCUUCGUGGGACAGCCUGUAUACCUAAUAAAUAUAUGAAAUAAAUUGCCGUAGUUUAUAUGAUGUAUCUUAUUGGUUUUGUAAAAUUUUAAAUUGGUUUUUGCCGUAGUUUACAUAUCGACUAUUAUAAAUGGGAAAUUUUGCCGGAGUUUACAUACAACCGAUUAUUUUUGUUAUUAUAUUUUAUUUAUUAACGUUUAAAUUAUGCUUUAUAAACUAUUUACAAAUAUUCAAUAAUUUAGUGUAUCUAUUAAAAAAAAAAAGUGACGGGUAAACGUGUUUUAGGGUUUUAGAAAUAAGUAAGUGCAUUGUAAAACCGUGGAUGUAUCUCUAUUGGAUUUUCACCGUUUACGCGUAUAUCACCGGUCUAAAAGUAUACAUGGAUCAAUUAAAAAGGAUUUCAUUACAGGUGAGUCUGGGUUUAGUUACAAAAAAAAAAAAAAAUACGAAUCGCAAAGUUCGGUCACUUGUGUCCGAAUUUCUCCGUAAUUGACUUAUUGCUGUUAAAAUACUUUGUGAAUUUUUUUUUCAAUAUAAUGUUAAUGAAAUAAACAAAAAGUUUUAUAAAAACAUAAAAAAUAUACUUCUUGAGAUUUUUAGCUAACGUACAAACAAUAUACACAUUUUAACCAAGUUAAAGACUUUUUUGAGUCUUUAAGAGUGUUUAAAACCUUCUGUUUCCUAUGAAAACUUAAAAUCUGAACAUAAAUACAUAGGGGUGUCUCACCGUGUUCAACAGUUCCCAUUAUAUUUUCUUUUUAGAGAAAAAUUAAAUUUUUAUUUUUAUCCCGUAAUCCCUAAAAAGAAAUAUAUUAUUAUUAUUCAUUUACAAUAAUGUUUAAAAUAGUCAUAUUGUAAAAGGUAUUAUUCUAAAAAUUUGAAUACACCAUACAUUAAUAGUUUUUUAGUAACAACUGUUUUGAUUUCCAAUGUUUUCAAUUUAUAAUGCAAUAAAUUAAGCUAUUCCUUAUCGCGUUACGCGGUAGUCUCGUUUUUUACACAUUUUCUCUAGAACUUAAAACGACUGUUACCUACUACAAACCUAUUGAUUAAAUAUGAAUGUAUGAAACGGUACAAUAUUUAGAAUAAUAUAUACAUUUUACAAAAUGACUAUUGUGAAAAUUAUAGAUGUCCUCCACGAUAGGAAUCGGAACGACAAGAAAAUUAUUAACAAUACUAACAACAGACACAAUAUAUAGUGCAAAAGUGUCCAUUUAGUGGGAAAAUUCGAAAAAAAAAUUAAUUGAAUACCAGUAAUAAUCUCAAAUUUUAUGAAUGUAUACAUAAUAGAUAAUAAGAGACAAAAAACUCGAAUUUAAAACCACGAUGGCGGCACAACAGACGAAUAGAUCCACAAACGGCGACAUUACCGAAAAAACAAGUACGAAACCAAUAAAUUAAUUGUUUAAAAAUAUGUUUGCUGGUUAAAUGCACAAUAUCGAAAUGAUUAAAACGGAAUUUCAGUUAAGAAUUCUCCAAAAGUGUUUUUGGACAAGUUGCUCAAGUUGAACAAUGAAGGAGUGGAUUUCACGGACGACGAACUCAUAGACGAGGUCAUAACGAUUACAAUCGCGGUAAUACCAAUUUUAAUAAAACACGGAUUUAGCGGCUUGACGGAUAACAAUAUCAAAAUAAUAAUAUUAUUCGAUUUGCAUACGAUAAUAUUACGAUGGUCUCGUUUAGGACAGUGGUGCCCAAUCAGGGGUGAAUUCCUCUUAGGUGGGAAUUUAAAUACUGCACAGGAGGAAUAUAAUGACGAUCAAAUAACAAGAAUUUUGUGGUUAAAAUAAUUAUGCCGUUUUAUAAUUAGUAAAAUUUAAAACGAUAAAUUAAUUUUAUAGUUGUAUGAUGUAUAGUAAAACGCCAUCUAAACUCUUAUAGUCUUAUAAGAGAUUUUUGAAAAUUUACAAGAGGAGCGUAUAACAAAAGAAGUUGGGAACCACUGAUUUAGAAAAACGUUAUACUUGAAUGUGCUGUGCUUAUUUUACAACCAAGUGACAUGGCACAGUUUUGUUUAACACGGACAACUUUACACCGAUAGUUUUAAUAUUAUUAUAAAUUACCGCGAGACAAUGUCGUAACCAAGAUUUUGUGUUAGGGAGGAGGGCUAAAUACGCUUCUGUUUGAAUCAUAGGCAUAGGUAAAGGAGGUGUGAGAGUUCGAAAGGAUUCCAAAAAAAAAAAAAAAAUUGCUUAUAAAGUAUUUUCAUCAAUAUGCAUUUAUAAUAUACCUAUAAUAAUUUUUACGAAAAUUGAUAAAAUAUCUCAGUUUAGCUUGUAACUGUGUACUAUAAUAUUGUAUUAAUAUAGGAAUAUAUAGAACCCUAUGAGAGCUUUAUCCACUUUGGAGAAUUUUAAGCAUAGACAAUAAUUAUAUCGUUUUUAUUUUUUCUUCUCUUUUAUUUAAAUUAUCCGUGGCUAAUCCAUUGUAUCUUUUUUCUAGUAUAUAAUAUGUAGUUGCUCCUCGUUUUCAUAUGGUCCAGUGUAGAAAACGUUAUUUCGAGAGUGCAAGAAAUAACCGGGGAAACGUAUUUAGCACUCAAAUUAUAAAACGGUAUACGUAAAUAAAUACGGCCCAUGUGGGGGAGGGUUAUAGCCGACCCCCGACUACGCCACUGUCCCAAUAUACCCAAAAGUGAACAUAUUAAUUGUAUAAAACGUAAAGAAAAAGAAAACGAAUACUUUAACGAUAUCAUUUAAAUUUAAUCUAUAGAAAAAAAAAAAAAAAACAAUUAUUUCGGAACGAUUACUGUACUUGUUGUAAAUUUCAGGGUAGUGACACCAGUGCUAUUACCCAAUGUUUUUGUUUACUGUUGCUAGCCAUACAUCAGGAUAUACAGGUAAAUCUUAAGAACAGUUAGCAUCUAAUUACUGUUAUAGCGUUCUAUUCGGCUUGCGUUUUCCACGUAAAAUAUUAAUAAUAACAAUAUGUUGUAUAUACAGGACAAAGUUUACGAGGAAAUUUACAACGUAUUGGGCGACAGCGAACGAGACGUUACGCCCGAGGAAUUGUUUCAAUUUAAAUACUUGGAAAUGGUCUUGAAAGAAACCCUCCGGAUGUUUCCGCCGGGUGUGAUAUUUUCAAGAAAAACCAACGCAAACAUAAAACUCAGUAAGUGACUGUGACAUUACGUAAACCGUAUACUGAGUAGACACUUACUCAAUAUAUUAUAUGAAACGAAACUUUUUUUUUUGUUGUAUAACGCGAAAAAGGAUAAUCUUUUUUUUAUCCAAUGAAUUCGUUUUAUUUUUACGCAGCGAAUUGUGAACUGCCAAAGGGCUGUAACGUUUUCGUGUCUCCGUACGUCACGCACCGUUGCCCGGAGCUGUAUCCUGAUCCGGAUUCGUUCAAUCCUGAAAACUUUAGUCCCGAGAACGAGUCCGGGCGACAUAUGUUUAGCUUUUUGGCCUUCAGCGGCGGUCCCAGAGGUUGUAUAGGUACAGUAUAUUUUAAUAGAAAAAACGACAAUCAGUAGGUGGGAUUUGUAAACCUAUCGUCGCUAAUGAUUACGCUACAAUUAAGCUCUUGAAAAAAAAAUUUAGAAUUAUUUUUUUCGGAAAGCAAAAGGCCAUAAAAGUAUUUUAACGGAGAGUGUUUGUUGAAGUUCCGAAUAAAAAUGACCCAUGUGAGAGUAGUAGUAUGAUGAAAUCGUUGAACAAAGGAAAAAAAUAUAUCAUUCGGACCGUUAUUUUGUAGUCGAGCUGUCACGCUUUUCAUAAUGUACAAUUUUUAACAAAAUCCCAAAAGACGUCGAAUUGAUAAAAAAAAAAAAGUUUGGCUGAAUUUUUUUUCAACAACAAUCUAUAUACAGGCUCGUAGAGUUGUACAAUUUUGUAACGUAGACUCUGGAGUCUGGAUUGACCGAACGUCCGAUUUUCCAUGGUAUCGGUCAUUUCCUCGACAUUUACGUAUAAUUAUAAUAUGAUGUAAUAAGAAAUUUUUUUUUCCCGUAGGUGCCAAAUUUGCGAUGAUCUCUAUGAAACUGAUGGUGAUCACGAUAUUGCGCCGGUACAGCUUGCACACAAACUGUACGAUGUCGGAAAUCAAAAUGAAAAUUGAUUUGUUAGCGAAAAAGGCCAACGGUUACCCGAUCACGGUCCGACCGAGGGUGAACGUUGUAUAA
Cinara cedri is the source of this 11429-nucleotide messenger RNA. Lineage: Eukaryota; Metazoa; Arthropoda; Insecta; Hemiptera; Aphididae. The record is from the annotation of a GenBank genome assembly.